Molecule: messenger RNA, 2444 nt
Organism: Thunnus maccoyii (southern bluefin tuna)
Lineage: Eukaryota; Metazoa; Chordata; Actinopteri; Scombriformes; Scombridae
Exons: 9
Coding region: 694-1299 (201 amino acids)
Source: RefSeq, a predicted model, not a curated record
GUUAAGCUAACUAGCUGUAAUUUACAACACCAAAAUCUGUAUUAAUCACGGAGUGGAUAAGUAGCUCAAAUGUGUAGCAUAGCAAAGCUAAUGCUAACAGUUUCAUGUAAGUGAAUGAAAGAUGCUAAAACACUUAGCUUCAAGAUUAGUCAAGAUAACUAGCAGUCUACUGGGGUAGUUGGUAAUAAGCUCAAAAGUUUUGCAUAGAAAAGCUAAUACUAGCCGUUUCAAAUGUGUAGCAUAGCAAAGCUAAUGCUAACCGUUUCAUGUAAGUGAAUGAAAGAUGCUAAAACACUUAGCUUCUUAGUCUUGGAGGUAUAGUUCAAUAAAAACACAGAUAUGUCUGGUAGUCUGCUAGUUAGCAGAUUAGUUUAGAUAACUAGCAGACUAUUGGGGUAGUUGAUAAUAAGCUCAAAGGUUUUGCAUAGAAAAGCUAAUGCUAACCGUUUCAAAUGUGUAGCAUAGCAAAGCUAAUGCUAACCGUUUCAUGUAAGUGAAUGGAAGGUGCUACAAUGAUUAGCACCAUACUCCGGGGAAUAGUUAAAUAAAAACACUGAUUCGGGUGGUCUAACCUACUUUGUUAGUUAGUAGAUUAUUCAAGCUUUCUAACCAAGUAGGGUCCAUUUGAUAGAUUUGGUAGUUAAUAGCAAAACGUUUAAGCUAUGCUAACUGUUUCAUGUAUAUGAAUGGAGAAUGCUAGUACCAUUAGCACCAUACUCCAGGAGGAGAAUGGGAUUUGAAUAUUCUGUAAUAGCCUGUGCAUACACAUCACAGGCUGCAGGAGGAAGUCAACAGCUUGCAGCAGCUAAGGUAGGAGUUGUCACCAGACAGCUGCACUCAGAGAAGAUGCUGCUCACCAUCGCGGUUCACCUGUGCUUGUUCUCCUGUGUCUUCCUACAACAUGUCAGUGCAGAGGAUAUCGUGUGCAAUGUCACUCAGGAUGGUAGCGGGACGCAUUACAGUGUCCCAGAGUUCAAGGCAGAAAAAUGCCAUUACUCUUGGACCAACAUCAAUGACAGUGUUCUGGCAAAUCAUGAGCAAAAAAUGGAUGAGAUAGUGGCGAGAAAGAGCAGCAGGACUCUUUUUACCUAUAAGUGCUACGAGCGGAUCUCCUACAAACGAGACUGCAUCUCUGAGGGGACACCACGCACGGCAACCUGCACCAGAAACUGCACCGGGUUUCAUGUGAAUAAAGACGUUCCUGUCUACGUGAUUAUUGUUGUUGCUGUAGCUGUCGUCAUCCUGGUGCCGUUGGGACUUCUCUUGUGCAACAGACUCAAGUUGUGCAGGAAGCGGUAACCAAACCAGAUGCGUUUACCACACUGUGAAGAGGCCAAAUCAUCUCCCCAACACGACUGAUGUGGAGGCAGCUGAUUAGAAAGAUGUGGUGCUUUUUUCACUUUUCUACAAGAGAUUUUAUCACAUGGAUCAUUCCACUUGAUCCGUUACAGUGGUGUCAUGACAAUAAUGCCCUCCAUUUUCAAUUUAUUAUUGUACAUACUACUGGAAUGCCACAUAUUAAUUCGUUCAUUUGUGACUUAAACUGAAUAAGCUUAAUUUCCCAGAGUGCUCAGAUUCUUCAUACCUCCAGUUAUAACUCUGCACAUGAAUCCAGCUUUGAGCUACCAUUGGUUACUGUGGUAUGUGACUCAUGAUGUCAUCAGGUCAACAAAACCAGGGCUUCCCCUCUCCAGUGUCUCUCUUCUCCUGGACACUGCAGGGUUGUGCAGCUAUGAGCUGCUUGUCUCUCUCUGCUCUAAAGUAAACAGAACUCUCCUUCCUUAACGGCGGCGACACAGAGCCGGCCUGAUUCACGUUUACUGUCAGCGGCUACAACGCAAAGUCUGCCUGCUGCCUCCACAAGCAACUGGAGCCAUAAAGACAAGUUAGCACAGAGCUUGCUGCUAUUUCUACAGGACAGAGGAGUCACUGGUUUUCCUCCUACCUGCGACCUGGAAGCAAAGCCUGCACCGUUCAGCCUCGGAGCUGCAGCUUUUCUUAACCUGGCUCAACACAGUAGCAAGCUAAAGCACAAAGCACUUAUAGUCGCAUUUGUUAGACUACAUAUUGUUUUUUAGUGUUUUUACUUUUGUGUGCUUUUGAAUACACAUGCUGUCUAUCCAAAAUCCUUCAACCUUUACUAGCUAUUGAUUUGGUAAUUUUGGUUAUUUUGGUUAUAGGUGUUAAGUUAAUUAUUAAUCAGAGUAUAUUUUAUGAGACUGAAUCAGUGAAUUGGCUAUCAUUUCCCUGUUUUUCAGGGUGGUGUCCCGAGGUGAUUUGAUGUAAAUUAAAUCCUAUUAUUUAAAAUGAUUAAUUAUUUCUGAUAAUUAUUAAUUAUUUCUGGUAGCCAAAUUUAAUGGUGCAUAAUCCCUACGUUAUCACACGGGAUUUAAAGAAAACUGCCAUUACGGGUGGUUUCUUAGCAAACAUACUGUACUGUAGCA